ACUGCUGUAUUUCUGUGAUGCGCCUGUAGCGGCGGCUCUCGUCUGUUCCGGUGAUGAAGGCUGACAGAGGACGCGUGUUCCGCACGACACAGAGCGCGAGCAUCGAGGACGGCGGCGUUUGUGUCGUGUUUUUGACGCGAUGUGAGCUGCAUCAGGAUUUCCGCUGGAGCUCGACGCGUCUCUGGAUUAUCAGUCAUUUCUCCGAUGCUUUCGUGGACUGUCAUCUGUGAAAACACCCACACUGUCUCAUCUAUGGUCAGCUGCGUGUGUCAAAGGGUUUCAGGAUCCAGUGAGUAAAUGAAGGAGGUGUGUCGCAUCUGCGCGCGCGAGCUGUGCGGAAACCAGCGGCGAUGGCUCUUUCAUCCGGCCGCCAAACUCGACCUGCAGGCGCUGCUGUCUCACGCGCUGCGCCGCGGUCUGCAGCGGGACGGACGCGGCGAGUUCAUCUGCAGCAAGUGCUGCUUCAUGCUGGACCGCAUGUUCCGCUUCGACACGGUGAUCGCGCGCGUGGAGGCGCUGUCCCUCGAGCGGCUGCGCAGACUCCUGCAGGAGAAAGAGCGUCUGCGCCAGUGCAUCAGUGCGCUUUAUAACAAAAACAACGGGCAGGAGACAUGGAGUGCGACGGAGGCCUCGUGUGCGGUGGACGUGUCCGAGUACUUCACCCUGCUGCAGGAGGACCUGAUGUACUGCAUGUACGAGUCCUGGGCGGAAGACGAGGAGCAGGUGUUGGAGUGUUGCCACGCGUCGGAGGUUUCCUCGUGUUGGCAUCGCUCGCGCAGGUGCAGGGUCUGCAGGGCGUUGCGUGUGCCCGACUCUGACUACGAGGCCGUGUGUAAGGUGCCCAGGAAGCUGGCGAGGAGCCUCUCCUGCAGCCCGUCCACGCGUUACUCGGCCAGCGGCGUCGGAAGCGUGUGCGAGGAGGAGCAGACUUCAAACACACUGGUGCCCGAGACGCAGCGCACGGCAUCACGCUCGUCAGACGGUGAGCGCACGCUCCGAGACCGCAGGAGCUCCGGCGGAUCACUGGAGUCACUGGAUAAAAGCCGCGGUGCUUCACCCGUCAAAGUUCCCCAGCGUGACGACCGAAGCUGCGACGCUGCAUCUGAUGCUCCUCCAGCGAGACUCGCUCUGGAUCUGUCGCUGCUUCAGGACUGUGUGUACAGACCCGUCCAGAGUCCACGGGGAAGCAAACUGCCUGUUCUGAUGAAUCCUGGGUGUUUUAAUGGAGGAGCUCAACUGGACAGUCCAGACCAGGAGAACCUGUUUGACGGAGCAAACCACAUGCUGGUGGAGCCAGAGCCGCCCAGAGUCCAGCUGGACCCGGAUCCGGAGCUGGCCUGUCUGGAGGAGCUGUGUCAGCAGGUGCAGGAUGAGUACCUGCCCUUCCGCCUCCGGAGGGACCCACAGAGUCUGAUAGAAGAGCAGCAUUCGCAUCAGUACGAACGUGCCGCUGGACAGUGUGUGAAUGAACUGCAGCAAGCGCAGCUACAGCUCGAGUCUCUGCAGAACCAGAUCCACCAGAGCGAGACCAGCAACAAGGUGCUGCAGGAGAAACUGUGUGAGAUGGAGUCAGAGCUCCGGUCCAUCAGACAAGCUGCUCAGAACCAAGAGAGAACCAUCCAGAACCUCACAGACAACCUGAGAACUAAAGACACAGAGACUCAGGAGCUGUACCGUGUGAUUGAGGGCCAGAACAACACGCUGGCCACAAUCACAGAGACCCACCAGCAGCAGCUGCAACACACACAGACUCCAGAGGGCGCUGUGGACUCGGGUUCGGUUCUGGGCUCACAGAGUUCUCUGUUCUGGUGUCAGCUGGAGUUGGAGGCGAGUCAGCGCGCUCACAGACUGACUCAGAGACAUCUGGAGGAUGAGACGCGCUCGCGAGACCGACUGCAGAACGAGCUGCAGGACGCGCUGCAGCACAGAGACGUUUCCCACAAACACAACCAGGAGCUGCGUGAGAUGGUUGAGCAGCUGCGGUCUGAGCUGCAGGUCAAACUGUGUGAGCGGAGAGAUUGUGAAGCCUCGACUCGCUCAGAAAUCACUGACCGGGACAAAACCAUCGCACAGCUACAGCAGAGCUUAUGCCGCAGAGACGCGCUGCUGCAGGAGUAUUCAGAGCUGCUGAAUGAUUCGCCCGACUGCAGCGGCCGCGUGGAGAGAGACGCACUGCUGCACACACUGAGGACUCGCAUCAGAGACAGAGACGCUGCGCUGGAGCGCUCAAUCGAUGAGAAGUUCCACUGUCUGGAGGAGAAGGACGGUGAAGUGUGUCAACUGCAGCUGGUGCUCCGCGAGAAAGACCGAGACCUGGAGAGACUGCGCUGCGUCCUCAACAACAACAACGACACCAUCACGGGUUUAGAUGCUCUGGUGCGCAGUAAGGAUCUGGAUCUGGAGAGAACACAGGAAAGCUGCCGGAAACUGGAGUGGAUGAAACAGCAGAGCGAUGAGAGACACACACUCGCUGUACAGGAGAGAGACGGCAUCAUUCAUCAGCUGCAGACGGCGCUGGGCUCACACAGCAGAGAGAGCGAGGAGCUCAGGUCAGUGUUGUUGGGAAAAGUGUCUGCCGCUGACGAGCUCCAGCAGCUGCAGUCUCACCUGUCGAUGAAAGAGCGUCUGUUUCAGGAAGUGAUGUCAGACCGCAGCCGGCAGGCGCAGGAACACCUCAGACAGAUCACAGAGCUGCUCCACACCAUCAGCACCAGAGAUCAGGACAUGAAGGAUUAUGGCGAGAGGUUGGGCCGGGUGAUUUCGGAGCGAGCGGGUCAGCUGCAGGAGCUGCGGAGGCAGCUGUCGUCACGGGAACAGGAGCUGAAUGACAGGAACAGUGAGCGAGAGAGAGAUGCUUCUGCGUCCAGAGAGCUGCAGAGACUUCAGGACGUUCUCAAGGAGAAAGACGCCUUCAUGCAGGAGUUACUGCGGGGGCCGAGCGAAAUGUUGAGCUUCACACCAGCAGCAGCUCAGGCUGCGUGCACGAGCAGCUCGGGUGAUCUGGAUGUACAAGCCAUCAGAGAUGAGCUACAGCUGACCCUCAAGAAACACGGAGAGACUGAGUGUGUCCUGCAGCAGCUCGUGUCGGAGCAGCAGGCGCUGAAUGAAGCUCUGAGAGCAGAGAAGAAGGUUUAUCAGAAGCUCAGACGCAUCCAGUCUCAGGAGAGAAGUGCUGAGAAGACUAGCGCGCUGCACACAGAACUGGACUCGCUUCAGGUGCUGCGCCAACAGCUGGAAGAAACCCUGAGGAGGAGCUGUGAGACGGCGCUGGUGGACCGGGUCGACUGUGGAGAAUCCAGCAGUGAUGAAGAUGAAGACGAUCGUGACAGCAGUGAAGAGUUCACGGACAGCAUAGAGGACAACGACCUCAAACUGACAGCUCAGAGUUUGACCAGCGCACAGAGAGCCGAGGAGUUCAGCAGCCCGGGGAACGGGGCGCUGAUGUCCCAGCAUGCAUCAGAGCAGAGAAACGAAGGCGGGACGGGCCGCUCCUCACUCUCUCGCAGCAGGAACGAGCCUGCAUUAGCAGCAGAUGAGGAGGAAUCUGCGAGGUUGGAGAAGCGUGAAACAGACCGGCCAAACUCCCAUGAGCCUCAGAGAGUUUACCGUAUGUUCAGAGAGGACGAGGAGGAAGAAUAUGAUGAUGAAGAGGAAGGGGAAGAUGCCCGGGCCCGUCACGGCAAGCGCGGGCCCCCGAGUGUGGAGCUGCGGGAGGGGAGGUGGAAGAGGAGGUGCACCAGACCACAUUCUCUGGACCUCGGAGCUCUGCUGUCACACAAACCUGCAGCCCAUCUCAAAGUUCAGGAUGUAGAAAUGGAGCAAGAGGUUGAUGGCGACAGCGGCUGUUCGAGAGCAGGAAGAGGCGGAGCCAUUGGGUUCUGGCAGCAUGUGGAGGCGGGGCUUCGGGAGCAGGCGGAGCGUCUCCGUAGUGACCUUGCCGUGAGUCGUCAGGAGAGCCGUGAUCUGCAGGAGAGACUGAUGGUGUCAGAGGCGACAGUGCAAGCGCAGGCCGAACAACUGAAAGACUACAGAGAGCUGCUGACCGACAGCGCCGUCCAGCAGGACAGUAAACAGGUGCAGGUGGAUCUUCAGGAUCUUGGAUAUGAGACGAGCGGCCGCAGUGAGAAUGAAGCUGAGAGAGACGAUGCCAGCAGCCCCGAGUUUGGUGAGUUGGAGACGUGCAUCUCUCUCUUGGAUUCGGGGAGCAGAUGCAGCGGUUGGCAUGGCAACAGCGAUGGUACGCAGACAGACGACCCGUCCUCGCUGAAGCGUUUGGUGCAGGACCUGCGCUCACAGCUCUCUCACUGCCACAAAGUGAUCCGCGGCCUGCAGCUGCGAGUCCGUUCGCUCACUGCAACCUCCGACUACGCCUCCAGCCUGGAGCGCACGCCACGCAAGGUGAACUGGGCGCUUCAGGUGAGUGCGGAUCACAGCGGUCCGGACGAGGACGAGGGCUGGCAGUCCGACGGGCCGCUGAGACGCAGCCGCGAGCUGCAGGAGCUGGUGACCCGCGUGGCGCUGCUGGAGACCCAGAUCAAGAGCUCCAAGCUGGAGGGGAAGAGCGGCGCGGAGGGCGGGAAAUGUGCCACCUGGCCAAGGAAGUACAACACACUGAUCCAGGCACAGGCACGAGAGCUGUCACACCUGCGGCAGAAGAUGCGAGAGGGGCGGGGCAUCUGCCACAUCCUCACGCAGCACCUGAGUGACACGACCAAAGCCUUCGAGGAGCUGCUGCGCGCCAACGACAUCGAUUACUACAUGGGCCAAAGCUUCCGAGAGCAGCUUUCCCAGAGUUCCUCACUCGCUCAGAGAGUCAGCACCAAGAUCAGUGGACGUGAUCGUUCAGAGCAGCAAGAUGCUAAAACGGGUCACGAGCUGCUAGCGCUGAGGUUGAGUAAGGAGCUCCAACACAAAGAUCAAAUCAUCGAGUCUCUGCACACCCAGUUACAGCAGCGUCCCGACACGCCCUGCAGCAGCCACGCCCCCUCUGAGACAACAGACCAAUCAGAUUGCGCCUCGUUUGUGUCCGACGAAAGAGGCUCCAACAAUGAGGACGUGGACCUGUGCUCAGACAUGGACGCAGCCAGUGAGUUUGCACAGGAGGAGCCCGAACCCAAAGACAGAGCUUUCAGCACGCCUCAUUCGCUCUCCAGCUAUCAGCUGACCGCGCACACGCCCCGUCCCAUCGAUUACACGCCUGUAUCCCAUCAUACACGGGGAAACAGUGGAGGCCUAUCUGUGCAGACAGAUGCAUUGUGGGACAUGGAGAAUAUGAUUCAGCCAAUCGGAGGUUUUGAUGGAUCAUCUCAUUAUCAGUCUGGCAACAGCCAAUCAGGUGUAGACGUGAUCGAGGAGCAUCUGAGAGAGAUCCGAUCUCUGCGUCAGCGGCUGGAAGAUUCUGUCAGAACCAACGAAAGAUUGAGACAGCAGUUAGAGGGAUGUCUGGCCACAGCAGCGAGAGACACAGUGGCUCCAACCAACAUCUUUAUCCACAGUCAUGAUGCAGUCAGUCAACUGACCAAUGAAGUCAGAACGUUAAAGGAGGAAAAUCUGGCACUACAGUCAAGGUUACAAGCCAGCAGAGACAGCAGUGAAGAGAAGGAGCAGCUCCGGGAGGCGUUGCUUUCUGGGCGUGUCCGUCUGCAGCAGGCGGAGUUAGAGGCGGAGCAAUGGAAGGAGGAGUUGAGGAGGCUGCAGACACACAACUGUGAACAAAGCCAACAAAUCCAGCAGCUGCGACAGGACAGACAAAACAGUCAGGAGCACAACAACAGACUGCAGCACGAGGUGACUUUACUCCAGCAGCAGUUAGCAGAGAGCAGACAGCUGCUACACUCCCUACAGAGUGAACUACAGCUGUACGACCGCGUGUGUGGCGUGAGAAAGAGCGCCGCUGCAGGGUUGGUGUGUGAGGUGCGCUGCCCGGCGGUGGAGCUGCGGGAGCUGCUGGUGGAGGUCCGGGCUCUAAGGGCCCAGCUGGAGUGCAGUGUUCAGGAGAACAGUGAUCUACGAGCUCAGCUGCAGAAACACCUGGAUCAGUCCAUCGAUCAGCGCCCGUCGCCCAUCAUUCCGGCCAGUCCGCUGCGGGACGCGCUUUACCGCCGACAGCUUCUGCACGACCCGUCUCCUUCUCCUCCUGUCAGAGACGUGGGGCCCCUGUACUCGCCGUACUCAGAGAUGGAGGAGAGCGCUGUGAACACUAACGACUCACUGGAGCCUCAUGCGGAUCUGGAAGGAGAAGCUCCGGACGGCUCGUUCGCGAAUCGUAACGGGCGGCACGCCAUCGGUCACGUGGACGACUACAGCGCCCUGCAGCAGCAGGUGAUGGAGGGCCGGGCGCUGGUGCAGCGGAUGGAGGCGGCGCUGCGGUCGAGUCUCAGCUCUGCCCUGCUGGAGAUCAGCGGAGGGAAGGCUCUGGACUACAGCACAGUGAAGACGCUGCUCUCCGACACCAAGACCUUGUGUCAGAUUCUGGACGAAGCCGUCUCUCUGCUCAAGAUGUUCUGGCGGGCGGCGCUUCCGAGCAGCGACGGUCCCGCUCAUCUCAUUCAGAGGGAGCAGUCGAUGCGUGAGGAGAUCCAGUUGCUGCGUUUGCGGAUCGCUGAACAGGAGGAGGUUCUGCAGGGAACAAUCCAGCAUUUGCGCUGCACCAGUCGAACCAAAGAAAGCAUGGAGACCUUCAUCAUCAACCAGCUUUCCCGGACGCGAGAUGUGCUGAAGAAAGCACGAGCGAAUCUAGAGAAGAAUGAGCUCAGGAUGUCCUCUCUAAGCUCCUCCUCUUCCUCUCUUUGCCAUGGUAAAGUCUUCACAGGUGCGUCCGCAGGUUCUUCUGCUUGGGGUCGCAUGACCCCUGCGUCCUCUGCGAUCGCCGUGGAAACAACCGGUCUGCAGCAACCUGCCAAGAAGCGUGUCAGGGAGGGACUUCAGCUUUCUGCCCCCCGUUAAACCAGCUGACAACCGGUCAACACCUCUAACUCACCCACCUCACCCUCUUUCUUUCUAAAAUCUUUCUAAAGGAAACAUUUUGCCUCUUUCCUUUAACAGUAGGCUGUUAAAAUCCAGAUGCCUAUUGAUUGCCUGUUUGUGAGAAGACAUUUAUCUUUUGCCACGAGAAAGAAAACACAUUCUUUACUUUCUGAGAUAUAAACAGACUGCCACAGAAUUCCCUCGAGUAUCUCAGGGAUUUUUGGCAAAAACACUGGUCAGCAUGCGAGCCAUUCUGAGCGCUGACCUCUGCUGACUCGUGUCAUGAGACGAAAUGGCUACUAAAGCAUGUGAAAUAAGUUCAUGUGCUUUCAUCAAGUGUCAUUGUGCCAUAUAUUGAGCCACUGUUAGUAUUAGUACGAUUGCUGAUAUUGUCAUCAUUAUCCAGUGCUACUGACUGAAAUGGAAUGCUGUGUUUAGUAUUUGCAUGAUGGAGGUCGACAAAAAUAAAGUACACUUGUUCUUUUGUGAGGUGAGGUUCACCAAACAUGCCAAAGUUUGCAUGGUUAAUUUCUCUAAUUUCUGCCUAAACUGUGCUGUUGAUGUCGACUUCUGUAUGUACACUGAUUUCAAGUAACCCAUAUUUACUAGCACUAUUUUAACAACCUUGUAGGAAUGCUGUAGGAGUGCUUUGGGUGUCUUGGCAGUCGCUUAUGACAGAGAUAUACAAACUUAGUUCACAAGCGAAUAUAUAGGUUUGUGAUUUUCUGCAUUUGCAAAAAUGAAUAUAAAAUUCAAGUUGUCAUUGAUUUGUGCAGUUAUUCCUGUGCAGAUAUAAUCAAUGAUAGUGUAGAAGAUUUCUGAACUAGAGAUGGCUAACUUUGGCAGGGAUUGGUGGGACCAGCGCUGCUGAUG
Sinocyclocheilus rhinocerous is the source of this 7839-nucleotide messenger RNA. Its product is annotated as myomegalin. Gene Ontology annotation, cellular component: centrosome; nucleus; Golgi apparatus. Gene Ontology annotation, molecular function: zinc ion binding; molecular adaptor activity. Gene Ontology annotation, biological process: positive regulation of microtubule nucleation; regulation of Golgi organization; centrosome cycle. The record is from RefSeq and is a predicted model, not a curated record. Lineage: Eukaryota; Metazoa; Chordata; Actinopteri; Cypriniformes; Cyprinidae. The transcript is spliced from 39 exons. The coding region runs from base 298 to 6945 and encodes 2215 amino acids.